Rosa chinensis is the source of this 1425-nucleotide messenger RNA. Its product is annotated as ABC transporter G family member 1. The coding region runs from base 1 to 1425 and encodes 474 amino acids. The transcript is spliced from 8 exons. Gene Ontology annotation, molecular function: ATP hydrolysis activity; ABC-type transporter activity; ATP binding. Lineage: Eukaryota; Viridiplantae; Streptophyta; Magnoliopsida; Rosales; Rosaceae. The record is from RefSeq and is a predicted model, not a curated record.
AUGGAGUCUUCUUCUCCAGAUAACUUUCCAAGAUGGGCACCAAGUCCAAGCCCCUCGAGAGUAUUACUAUCACCUGUGGAAGACACCAAGAUCAAGUCGAAUGCUGCUCGUGAUUCUGCAGAGAAUGGCUUAUCCUUAUCAUGUUCUAGCAUGGAAAGGAUUUUCCCAUUUAGCAUUGGAUUCAAAAGCACUGCUACUACUAGUACUGCUUAUGCUUCUGCGGUUGAAAAGUUACUAGAAGCUGAAUGUGCUUACGUUAAAAGCAGUGGUACUACUGAUAUUGAAAUUGCAUCAAGAAAGAAAGGUAUUUCUUUGACAUGGGAGGACUUGUGGGUUGGAGUAGCAGAUCGGAAAAGGGAGCAGCGAAUGAUUUUGCAGAAGCUUACCGGGUUUGCUCAACCUGGUGAGGUUUUGGCUAUUAUGGGUCCUUCUGGCUGUGGCAAAUCAACCCUUUUGGAUGCUUUAGCAGGAAGGCUAAGUUCAAGCACACAGCACAGAGGGAAGAUCCUAAUCAAUGGCCGGAAAGAAACACUUGCCUACGGUACUGUCGCAUAUGUGACUCAAGAUGACACACUAAUGACAACAUUAACAGUAAGGGAAGUUGUGUAUUACUCGGCGCAGCUCCAACUACCUAACGCCAUGUCAAAAGCAGAAAAGAAGGAAAGAGCUGAGACAACAAUAAGGGAGAUGAGCUUGCAAGACUCCAUGAACACAAGAAUUGGAGGUUGGAGUAAAAAAGGCCUCAGUGGUGGGCAAAAGAGAAGAGUCAGCAUCUGCGUUGAAAUCUUAACUCGUCCAAAGCUUCUAUUCCUUGAUGAGCCUACUAGUGGACUAGACAGUGCAGCAUCUUACCAUGUCAUGAACCGCAUUAUUAAACUGGCUCACCGCGAUGGAACGACAGUUAUUGCAUCAAUUCAUCAACCAAGCGGUGAAGUUUUUGAGCUUUUCCAAAAUCUUUGCCUUCUCUCCUCUGGUAGAACAGUCUAUUUUGGCCCUGCUUCACAGGCAGAACAGUUUUUUGCUUCAAAUGGCUUCCCGUGUCCAACGCUGAGAAACCCAUCAGAUCACUACCUUAGGACUAUCAACAAGGACUUUGAUGUUGACAUUGAACAAGGGCUUGAUGGAAAAACAAGCACCGAGGAGGCAAUCAAUAUUCUCAUAGGAUCAUACAAGUCUUCAAGUACUUUAAAGCAAGUUCAGCACAAUGUAACUGAGAUUUGCCAACAGAAAGGUGGAGCUCUAGAGAAGGGAAGCCAGGCCAACUUCAUAACUCAAUGCCUAGUUCUGACAAGGAGAUCAUUUGUGAACAUGUAUCGCGAUCUAGGCUACUACUGGCUUCGUCUUGCAAUUUACAUUUCCUUGUGCUUAUGUGCAGGGACUAUUUUUCAUCACAUUGGCUCCAAUUUUGGCUCAAUACAGGUGUAG